Messenger RNA from Lytechinus variegatus (green sea urchin), 2339 nucleotides. RefSeq lists its product as uncharacterized. NCBI's taxonomy places the organism in Eukaryota, Metazoa, Echinodermata, Echinoidea, Temnopleuroida, Toxopneustidae. The transcript is spliced from 3 exons. The record is from RefSeq and is a predicted model, not a curated record. The annotation marks the transcript as partial.
GGGAAAGUGAACCCGAACCAACUGCAGAAGGAGAAAGUGAACCCGAACCAACUGCAGAAGGGGAAAGUGAACCUGAACCAACUGCAGAAGGAGAAAGUGAACCCGAACCAACAGCAGAAGGAGAAAGUGAACCUGAACCAACAGCAGAAGGAGAAAGCGAACCUGAACCAACAGCAGAAGGAGAAAGUGAACCUGAACCAACUGCAGAAGGAGAAAGUGAACCUGAACCAACUGCAGAAGGAGAAAGUGAACCCGAACCAACGGCAGAAGGAGAAAGUGAACCUGAACCUACUGCAGAAGGGGAAAGUGAACCUGAACCAACUGCAGAGGGAGAAAGCGAACCUGAACCAACAGCAGAAGGAGAAAGCGAACCAACUGCAGAAGGGGAAAGUGAACCUGAACCAACAGCAGAAGGAGAAAGAACCUGAACCAACUGCAGAAGGAGAAAGUGAACCCGAACCAACUGCAGAAGGAGAAAGUGAACCUGAACCAACAGCAGAAGGAGAAAGCGAACCUGAACCAACUGCAGAAGGAGAAAGUGAACCUGAACCAACUGCAGAAGGAGAAAGUGAACCUGAACCAACUGCAGAAGGAGAAAGUGAACCCGAACCAACGGCAGAAGGAGAAAGUGAACCUGAACCUACUGCAGAAGGGGAAAGUGAACCUGAACCAACUGCAGAGGGAGAAAGCGAACCUGAACCAACAGCAGAAGGAGAAAGCGAACCAACUGCAGAAGGGGAAAGCGAACCUGAACCAACAGCAGAAGGAGAAAGUGAACCCGAACCGACAGCAGAAGGAGAAAGUGAACCAGAACCAACAGCAGAAGGAGAAAGUGAACCUGAACCAACUGCAGAAGGAGAAAGUGAACCAGAACCAACAGCAGAGGGAGAAAGUGAACCUGAACCAACGGCAGAAGGAGAAAGUGAACCUGAACCAACAGCAGAAGGAGAAAGUGAACCAGUACCUGAACAUGAAGGUGAACCAGAACCCUUUUCAAAUUCAACCGCUGAACCAGAACCAGAAGGAGAGCCUUGGCCCGAGCCUGGACCAGAUUGGAAUAAAGCUUUUGACUUGCUUGGACCGGCUUGGGGCUUACAUAUAUAUGGUUUUGCCAUCGGGUUUAUACUUGUUGGGACGUAUGCCAGUCAUGUUGUCAUGAGUGUCUUUGGAGACAGGCAUCGUACGGGCUCCAGGUCACUUACUGCAACCUUAAACACACUUCUCUUAAUAUUUGGGGUCACUCGGUCCAUCUCACUCUUUGUAAAUCCAUACGGAGCGCGAGAAAAUACACCAAUUCUCCUCUCCCGCAUGAUGUGGUCCAUUGGGUUUCCUUGUCUCACAGCUGUUCUUUCCACACUGUUACUCGUUCUUAUCGAUACAACAAAGGUUUCUUUGGCGCCUCCUCGCUUUCAAAAAUUCUCUGCUGUUGCACGAGUUUGUGGUGUACACUUCUUAGUAGUUCUAGGAACGGACGUUCUCGUUUCAUUUUUCAUCGACAUGAAAGGGUUGCUGCUUAUGUGUCAAAUAAUCUACAUAACAUGGAGUGCACUUUUAGCGGUUGGUUAUUUCAGGGUCAGUCAACUCAUCAAAGCGAAUUUCAAGUCUAGUUUGAGUCAGAAGAAAAACAUGCAAGGAAGUCAAGAUAAGAAAGCCAUGCGUCUUCAUCGCAACAUCAUGGUAUGCAGUGGGAUAGCCGUUGCGAGCUGCUCGACUCACAUAUACGGUGCAUUUGGUGUGUUUGGUAUCUUCUCUGACCUGGUGGUGGUACCAGCCUGGCCUUGGUGGGCGUUCCAGAGUCUUAUGAGACUUGAGGAAAUCCUCAUGGCUGUUCUUGUAUUUAUACUCGCGGGUAAAGCGAAGAAGGUGAACGACGUCCGAGACGCAAAGAGAACUGGUAUCUCCAAGAUUUUCCAUUCAGCCAUUGAGCGUUUCAAUCCUGGCGGGAGAUAUGCCAGAAGAAAGCAGGUGUCGCCACUGACGUCAGCAACAGAGUGUAGAGGGACGCCCUCUCAGGGUAGGGUUAAGAGGGCCUGGCCCAAGGGAAAAGAGGUUACUAGUUGUGUUGGUAGUGUUACUGUUGGAGACUUCGGUGCCCUACCUCCUGUUCGGUCAUAGGUGCAGCUGAAGAGACAUGUUUACCAAUGCACUCAUUAAUGACUACCUUUUAAAACCAACGUUCUACACGACAACCUGAAAUCUAGCCAUAGACUUGCCAGACGUAGCAACGGGUAAUAUCAUAUUGAAAUAUGCUUACUUGAGUUCAGCACGGAUGUUCUGUACCAUAUUAUCAAUGCGAACCCCACUCUCCAAAAUAAAGAUAAGGGCACUUUGGUUGAAUA